This is a messenger RNA of Bombina bombina (fire-bellied toad), 4035 nucleotides long. RefSeq names its product ASXL transcriptional regulator 1 (gene ASXL1). The transcript is spliced from 12 exons. NCBI's taxonomy places the organism in Eukaryota, Metazoa, Chordata, Amphibia, Anura, Bombinatoridae. The record is from RefSeq and is a predicted model, not a curated record. Gene Ontology annotation, cellular component: PR-DUB complex. Gene Ontology annotation, biological process: animal organ morphogenesis; positive regulation of transcription by RNA polymerase II. Bases 157 to 3498 code for a protein of 1113 amino acids. Gene Ontology annotation, molecular function: chromatin binding; DNA binding; peroxisome proliferator activated receptor binding.
UGUAUCCCGUUGCAUUGUGGGGAGUGUGGUUCCGGUAAGGAGCGGUGGCCUAAACCGUGUGAACUACAUCUCCCAUCACGCCCUGCGUCUACGCUCGAGCUGACAGACUCCCGGGACCCAGUCUCACUUCGCAUUUGAUUCUAAGAGAAACUAGACAUGCGGGAUAAACAGAAGAGAAGAGCUCGGGAGCGCACGUGGAGAGAGGCCGCAAGAGAGGUUCUGGAGAAUUACUCGGAUGCUCCCAUGACCCCAAAGCAGAUUCUUAAUGUUAUUGAGGCGGAGGGGCUGAAAGACAUCAGCGGAUCAUCCUCCUUGGCUUGUCUGAACACCAUGCUACAUUCAAACUCCAGAACCAGAGAAGCACUUUUCUACAAACUUCCAGGAUGCAUCAACCUCUUUACUAUGAAGAAAAAUGCUCUGCAAUGGAAUCGUGUUGUGACUCUGCCUGAGGCAAAUGAUACAGAGGAUGAGAAAAACAGAAAGUUGAAUGAAGACACUGCAGUAAAGACUGUGAGCGCGGACGACACUUCCUGCAAUGCCUCUUGUUCCAGGGAGUUGCAGGGCGGAGAUUCCAGCUCUCUAGUACAGGUGAGAAAACAAAGGGCUGGGAUCCUUCUUCCACGUGUUGUGCUGACCCCUUUAAAAGUAAACGGAGCUCACUUACCUUCUACAUCAGGUAUGGCACAGCGUUCAGAAGCACAGACCAGCAGUCAUCGAACCCUUGGAAGCAGCCUGAAUUUUCACAGACGCCCUGUAUUGCGCAGAGACACAGCACAUCUUCUAAGGGAUAUAAAGAGUCCCGUAGCAGGACAAGUAAAGAAGAACAAGGAAGAAAAUAUUGAUAUUGAGACUCCGGGUUCUAUUCUUGUGAACACCAACCUCCGUGCACUCAUAAACUUAAGAACUUUCAAUGUCCUUCCCACAACUUUACAGCAGCAACUUCUGAUGCUUCUUCCAGAGGUGGACAGACAGGUCAAUCCUGAUGGACAACUGCGUAUGAGCAGCAGCGCCCUGAAUAAUGAGUUCUUUGCCCAUUCGUGCCUGAGGUGGCGUGAGCGACUAGCAGAUGGUGAGUUCACUCCUGAAAUGCAACUUCGAAUGAGGCAGGAAAUGGAUAAGGAAAAGAAAGUGGAACAAUGGAAAGAAAGUUUCUUUGAAGAUUUCUAUGGACAGAAGUUGGGACUCACUGAAGACCUAGAGUCAGAGGAUAAAAAGUCUGCAAGGUAUCUAUAUGAGAGUGAUCUACAAGCUGAUGAAGGAAGAAUUCUGGACACUCCUAACAAGGAUGUCUCCAUACCGGAGCCUCAAAGUCAAGCCCAGAGAAACCUACAAAACAAUGAAGAGAAUGACAAACUUGCACCUCCAGAUGCAGCAUCUGUCAACAAUACCCCUUUGUAUGUGCCUGUUAAGGUAGAGCUUGAGCAACCACUGCAAGAGAAAGAAAAGGCACAGAAAGAUGUUGUAUCUCUGUCCACAUCUGAGCGGGUUCCAGAGCUGCACCCAGAGAUUUCUGAGCAGAAGAGGAAGAACUACGAAAUGGAAACCUCCGGCCCCUCUGUCGAAAAGAAGCCACGGAUGGAGCAGCGUCAGUCCUUUCGUAACACAAUUCAGAGUGGUCACACAGAAAAGCCACGACCUACUAAAGAGGAACCCAAAGUCCCUCCAAUACGGAUCCAACUUUCAAGGAUCAAACCUCCCUGGCUGGAUAAAGGUUUGCCAGCUUACCAGAUCUGUUCCCGGAUCAUCCCAAGUGCUUAUACCACUGGGUGGUGGACUGCUUGCAACAAACCUGCGGACUGUUACAACAGUGGCAAUCACUCCCGACAAUCGGUUGGGAGAAGGAAGCUCUGGGGCAAUAAAAGGCGGAGCAGGCUUACUUACAGUUUCAGAAGCAGAUCCUCAAAGCGAACUCUUGAGCAGCAGACUUCAAAUUGCCACCGAACACAAUUAUUGUCGUCCGCUAUUGUAAGAAUGAAGGACAAGUCUUCUGUACCAUUUACAUGGAAUGAAAUCCAUUUGGCCUCUGGCAUAAACUGCAUACGUUUCAGUGAAACAAAAGGACAUUGCACAGCUGGAGAUAUAUCCUCUGAGACCUUGACAAUGUCCAGUAACACCAAAAUAUGUUAUAAUGCAGUGGCUCAACAAACUGACAAUAAGGAGCCCUCCCUGACUAAGUCGGAAAACAAGUUAAAUGGUCUCAUGGAAAACAGCUCUGAGACACUUGAGAAGGAGAGUUCUCCAUUACAAGUACCUGGUGGAGAGACUGCCAACAUACAAUGCUUUAAACAAGUUGCUCAUGUCAAUACAGCUAAUAACCUGACUUCUAUUCUUAGUGAUGUAUCAAAUAUUUUACAAAAUAGAUUGAAAAUGGAUAAAAUCAAUGAGGAAAAUGGAAGUAGUAAAAUCUUUAAAGAUAAAGUUGACAUUGUCUUCAACUCUGAAAGCCCUACAGUAAUCCUGUCUAAUGGUUUAACUACUGAACAUCCCACGCCAUCACUGAAACAUACGCAUUUAUCACUGAGCAUGCUUCCAGGAAGUCAAAAGGAACAGUGUACAGAGUGUGCUUUACAUUCCGGUGCUAUCGCUUUGACUGACUUUUGUGAUAGGAUAGAUUUCUGUGAACAGAAACCGCCCUCAAAUUCACAAGAAGGAAAUUAUUUUCUUUAUCCUCUACAAUGUGAUCCUACUGUAACUGAAUCUCUUGAAAAUUCACUAUUUGAUAAUCCUUUAUCAAAAUCUGUGGAACAUUCUGAUGGCAAGCUACUACAGAAAAUAAAUAGUUUCCUAGCACAAGACGGGACUGACUGCGGAGAAAGAUUUAUGAACAUUGGGAAAAAUCCACAUUUACCUAACAAUGACCUUCCUCACCAAGAAACCUCACAGAAUUCAUACAUCUUUUCACCAGCCCUCUGCAUCUCUCAGGCAGAAGAAACAGAUAGUAUUCCAAGUGUUUCCUCUUCUGUAAGAGAUGAGCAGAUCCAAUUAAAUGUAUCUUCAAACAACUCUUAUUCUGAUUAUGAAAGUGAUGUUGGAGCAUCAGUCAGGAUUGCAGAGACUACUAAAGAGCCGUGUGCCUACAGUGAGUGCUCUCCUGGUCUUCACGAUCCUGACAAAAUGAAAGAUUAUAAACAACUCUUUAAUGUACUGACAUUCAUAGGGGUGCUGGAGGGAAUUUAUUGGUCUUUUAGUAGGUUUGUUAAACAGGGAAAUGUCAAGGCAGAAUUACAUAUAGUGUUAUCUUUAUGUGAGAAUCCAAAGCCAGUUUUAUCUGGGAAGUUGUCAAAGUGGGCCCUAAAUAUGUUCUAUUACACCUGCAUUCAAGGGUCACCCCUAAAUCUAGCAGAUUCCCUUUCUGUACAAGGAUCUGGAGAGCAGAUUUCUCUAAGCUGCUCUUGCAGCAUGAAAGCCAUGACCACAUGUAAAGGGUGCUGGGAAUUCUGUCACAAUGACUGCAUUGGACCUUCAAAGCUUUGUGGGUUGUGCCUUGUCAUAAGAUAAUAUAUUUUAGUUGCAAAAAAACAGUAUAGUGCCCAGUAUUGCCCUGAUACAUGGGUAUGAAAUUGUAAAUAAGGAAUAUGCUUAAUUUGUUAAAAAUGUAACUGAAUUAUAAUUUCUUCUACCCUAAUCUUUCACUCGUUGUUGGGAGGGGGUAGCUGCUGUUUUGUGUUCCUGCCUUGCAUGUUCCUGUAGCAUGGCAGGGUCACGUUGUAGGGGGGGGGGGGGUUAUUGGAGAGAAGGGUGGGUUCUGAACAUCCUUUGUUUUGCAUGAACAGUAUUUUUGUAAAGUAAAGGAAGCCAGGUUGAAUAGAUCUAUACUUUUUGUUUUUGUAUAAAGUAAAAUAUUUUGCCGCCUGUAAGCACCUUCUGCAUUGCAAUGUUUUAUUCACGUAUUUAUUCUUGUAACCUGUACGGCCCAUUCUAUAAAUGUAUAUUCUGUAUAGAUGGCACUCCUGUGUUCAUCUUAUAAUCUGGGCUCCUGCUUUUUGUUUUAUGGUUCUCACUGUAGUAAAUAAAUGUAUUCCGCCUUCAGACCAA